AUGAAACAAACACUCACACCAUCUGUGCAGAAACCAAACGACGGGGGUGCGGGUGUGAACAGUCGCAGUGGCAAUGAGAACAGCAAUCAUCAUCACAAUAACAAUAACAACAACAACUCCAGUGAAGGGCGAGAACCCGUUUCGCAAAUGGAGGAGUUUUACACCUCUAAGCGAGGUCCACUCUUUGCCACUGCCGUCAUUGCGGGAACGAAUGCGGUGAAGCAAACCUCUCAAUUGAUUCCAUUCUGUCAUCCCAUGCGUAUUCAAAAGUGUUCCUUUACAUUCAGACGCCGUGUGGUCUCCUCCCUUCACCGCACAUCUGCACUUCCACACCGUGUGGUGCUGCGCAAACGCACGAGUCCCCCGCCGCCGCCGAGUCGUGCCCGCGGCGAGUGGAGUGUGUUGUAUUGUUUCUGCACCGUCGCGACCGAUGAUGUGAAGGUCGGUGUGGAGAUGGAGGCCCUCACCGGCGCCAACGUCGCCGCCCUCACGCUGUACGACAUGCUGAAGGGACUGCCGGGCUCGCAGGAGGACGGCUUGAGUGUUGGCGAGUCGUUUGUGCUCGCCCGCCGCGGUGGGAGGAAUGACUUCACAAAGUUACUCAUGUCAGAGCCAGAAGGGGGAGUGGCGCAAUUAACACAGGGAGAAAACACAAGGGCUAAUCCAGUAACUUCAUCUUCAUUAUCUUCAUCAUCAGCUGCGGCUGUAGUGGAUGAGGAGGCAGUAACAACGAGGGAAACAACAACAUCAUCAUCAUCAGGAGAUGAUCAUCAGAGCAACAAUAAUGGCAAUCAUAAUAGUAAUAAUAGUGGUAAUAGUAAUAGUAGUAAUAGUAGUAGUAGUAGUAGUAGUAGUAUUGAUGAACAUCUAGUACGGGUAGUUCAACAGAAACAAGUUCCACCAAAAGGGAUUACCGACCCAACGAACAAAACGACUGUAGAGGCUAAUAACUCAAAUAUAGCGAAUGAGAGAGAAGAGAUGGAAGAGAAUAAAGGGGCAUGGUGGAAAUCUACACCACGUGAAAAGCAAUUGCAGCAAUUACACCCACGUAGAAGAUACGAAACAGAAGGAUCCUCUCCUGCUGAAGUUGUGACCCCUAUUCGCAAUGAUAAACAUCCAAAAACAACAACCCCUACUAAGACUGCUGGUAGCGUUAGUAAAAUGAAACUAAAGUCAAAGGCAAAACUAAAAGGAAAAAAUAUGAAGAAACAGAAGAAACAAGUAGUAGCUUCUCCAGCGAAGAAACAUAAAGCGGGAACACAUACUACUGCGGCUACUACUAACACUACUACUACUAGUGCUGCUACUACAGCUAUUUCAGAUGCUUCUGAGGAAGAGUAUGAUGAAGAAGAACAUCUUGUAGAGGAAGAAGAACUAGAUGAUGUCAUUGAAAUUGAAACCAAAAGUGUUGUAAAGCCUACGGGAAAAGUUCCCACAAAGGGCAAGAAUACACCAUCAAAGAAAACCGCUUCACGAGUUGAUGAUACGUAUGAAGAGGAAGAGAAUGAUAUCAAUGAGUUGGAAGAGGAGUCUCAUGUUAAAGCCCAUAGGAACUCCAAAAGAAACAAUCAUGAAGAAAAGUGGGAGGAAGAUGUAGACGAAUAUGAAGAGGAAAUAGUCUCUACAGGAAGGCGUGAGAAAAAACCCACACGAUUGAAACAUGAAGGAGUCACUUCUUCUUCUUCUUCUUCUGCUACUACUACUACUACGCGUAACCAACACGAUAUGGAUGAGAAUGAUAACAACAACAACAACAACAACAGUAGAAAUCACAAGAAGAAUAACAUAGAUGCCAAACAACUUUCUGAUAGGGAAGAAUAUGAAGAGUAUGAUGAUGAUGAUGAUCAGGGUCAAUAUGAAGAGGAGGUGAUACCCGUACGGCGUUCCAAAGCCAACAAGAAAAAACAACAUCAACAACAAAAUAUAUCAUCAUCAAAUUCAGAAUCUCCAUCAGCGCGUCGUAACAAGAAUAGUCAACCGGUAAAACCUGUUAAACAUGACAGUUGGGAUAAUGAGACCAAAAUUGAAUAUGAUUAUGACCAGGCUGAAGAUGAGAUGCAGGAUUACCUUGAAGAGAAUGAAGAAGAAGAAGAUGAACGUCCAAAGAAACGACAAUAUCAUCAACAACAACAACAACAACAACAAUCACAAAAAAAUAGUAAAGCUAUAAAGGGCAGUCGACCACAGCGGCAUGCGUCGCGGCGUUAA
Trypanosoma theileri is the source of this 2208-nucleotide messenger RNA. RefSeq names its product molybdenum cofactor biosynthesis protein. Gene Ontology annotation, biological process: Mo-molybdopterin cofactor biosynthetic process. Lineage: Eukaryota; Euglenozoa; Kinetoplastea; Trypanosomatida; Trypanosomatidae. The transcript has a single exon. The coding region runs from base 1 to 2208 and encodes 735 amino acids. The record is from RefSeq and is a predicted model, not a curated record.